This is a messenger RNA of Podarcis lilfordi (Lilford's wall lizard), 20184 nucleotides long. The record is from the annotation of a GenBank genome assembly. Lineage: Eukaryota; Metazoa; Chordata; Lepidosauria; Squamata; Lacertidae.
AUGGUAUGGCUUACUAUGUGUGCAUAUUUCCACUUGCACUGUUAGAUGACCGCUCUCAGGAAGGAGAGCCUUGUAUAAUGGGAAAAGAUGUACUGAUCACUCUUUUCCCAUCAUCAUCAUCAUCCUCUCAAAGGCUACAUUUGCUCUAUACCUUGAAAGCACUAUGACACCAGUUAAACAUUCAUGUCUUCCCCCCAAAGCAUUCUGGGAACUGUGGCUUCUUAAUGGUGUUGAUAGUUGUUAGGAAACCCCUAUUCCCCUCAAAGAGCUACGAUUUCCAGAAUUCACUGGGUAAAGGGAGUGAUUGUUAAACCCCUCUAGGAAUUGUAGCUUUGUGAGGGAAAUAGGGUUCUCCUAUCAACUUAGCAUCCUUAACUUCCCAAGAUGCUUAAAGCAGCAUGAUACCAUACCCUCCAACAUUUCUCCAAUGAAAAUAGGGACGUCCCAUUCCACAGUGGUAAUUUUACUAUUUAUACCCCACACAUCUUACUAGGUUGCCCCAGCCAUUCUGGGUAGCUUCUAACAUAUAAAAAAACAUAAUAAAACAUUAAACUUUUUUUUAAAAAAAGCUUCCCUAUACUGGAUUGCCUAUGGCUCGGGGACUGGAUAACUCCAUACCCUCCAACAUUUCUCCAAUGAAAAUAGGGACAUCCUAAGGAAAAGUAGGACAUUCCUGGAUCAAAUCAGUAACUGGGAUGGCUUAUCUGAAACAGGGUUGUCCCUGGAAAAUAGGGACACUUGGAAGGUCUGUGAUACUGCUUUAGAUGUAAAGUUCAGAUGGGGUCUGAGUUGCCUAAAAGGAAGGUUUCUGCAUAGCUACACUUUACAGGAAACUUCGCUCUACAUAUGCUUGCCUCACUAACAGGAUAUACUACACUGCAACCUAUAUCAGAUUUAUACUAAAGUAACAAGCUUCUAUUUCCCCAAAGAAUCUUGGGAACUGUAGUUUGGUGAGACAGCACUAACAACUCUGUCAAAUAACCUAUUCUCCCUCAGGACUAUUCCCAGGAUUCCCUGGGAAGAGGAAAUGUCUGUUGAACCAUUUUAAAGCUGAAAUCUUACAUUUGCUAACCUAGGAGUAAACCCCAUUGAACUCAGAGGGAUCUCCUUCCAAGUAAACAUAUUUAUGACUGCGUUGUGCAUCUGCGAGCUUAGAACUGCUGCAUCAGCCCUCCCAACCUGUGGCUCUGCAGCGUGUUGCUGGACUCCAACUCCCAUCAGCCCCAGCCAGCAUGACCAAUGGUCAGGAGAGAUGGGAGUAGUAGUCCAAUAACAUCUGGAGGGCCACAGGUUCCCUAUCCCUGAUGUAAACAAAAUGCUGAUUCCCAGGGAAACUUGAGGGGAUGGGGAAUGGUAGAAAGGGGGAAGAAAGUGGAAUUAUACUUCAAAUAAGCUUUUUAAAUACAGUAAUGGAAAAUAAGCAGUUCUAACAUAGCAUUGGCCUGGCAGUUUAAAAGAACUAGAAAAAGAAAUGCAAAAAUUUAUUCAUCUCUAUCAUCUCCAACAAGUGUAAUCUACCAAGUGCAACGUAUGAACCCAACACGGUGACUUGGUGCGAUACAGGAAAUUGCAUCUUCCUGUCACAUGGGCUUGCCACUAGCAUCUCCACAGAUAAGCAAGCAAAAACCCACAGCUAGGAUGAAGACACUGUACUUCUGUUUGGUUCUCUAAUCCACAGGAGAGCUGUAUCGCCAGAACUGUACUUCAGGUUGACUGGAUUUGGUGUGGUGCUGUAGUGGUGAUACAUGAUAAGAAGCUAAAAGGACAAGGGGUGAGUUGCUUCCUUUUUCAGAGGCCGCAUGCAACACCAUACAUUUAAAGCACAUUUAAAGCACAUGACUUGCCCCAAAGCAUCCUGGGAAUGGUAUGGUGGAAACUGUAGCUUGUAAAGGGGUGUUGAGAAUUGCAGCUCUAUGAAGGGUGAACUAUAGUUCCCAGGAUUUUGGGGGGGAAGUCUUGCGCUUGUGUAUGGUGUGUAUACAUGCAAGGGUACAAAGUGAAUGUGUAGCCUUUAUUUCAGCAGGAAUAGCACAGGCAGGGGUGAACAGUUGUUCUUCUGUGCCCAACUGACCCACAUAGAUGUGUGAAAAUCCUGUGAGAGGGAACAACCACCUAGGGAAAGAACAGAAAGUAAAAUUAAGUGCCAGUGAUACUGUUUUCUCUCUCUUCCAUUUCCUCUCAGUGGUGGUGACUCAGCAGACAGCUGACCUGAGGACUGGGGCUGUCUGUGUAAACUGGAACGUGAACAGAACUGCACCCAAUAGCUUCAAAUUGGCUCUAACUUGUGUGCAUUGUUUAUCACAACACAGGAUUAGGAUAACAGUAAACUGAAGUAAACAGUAAACAGUAAACGACCUUGGCCCAGUAUACCUGAAGGAGUGUCUCCACCCCCCACUGCCCGGACGCUGAGGUCCAGCGCCGAGGGCCUUCUGGCGGUUCCCUCAUUGCGAGAAGUGAGGUUACAGGGAACCAGGCAGAGGGCCUUCUCAGUAGUGGCGCCCGCCCUGUGGAACGCCCUCCCAUCAGAUGUCAAAGCGAUAAAUAACUACCUGACAUUCAGAAGACAUCUUAAGGCAGCCCUGUUCAGGGAAGUUUUUAAUGUAUGAUAUUUUAGUGUAUUUUUGGUUUCUAUGGAAGCCGCCCAGAGUGGCUGGGGAAACCCAGCCAGAUGGGCGGGGUAUAAAUAAUAAAUUAUUAUUAUUAUUAUUAUUAUUAUUAUUAAUGCUGCCUUUCUAGAGUUGAACUCUAGGAAAGAGGCAUCAAUAUCUCUUAAAAACAAUAUUAACUUAGCAUGUUGUACCCCGCCAUACUAAAAUUUGCCCCAUCUUUUUUUUAAAAAUGGGCUGUGAUAUGUUUUUAGGAGGCUGUUCAAGAUUCUGUGGUUGUUUAUUUAAAUGCUUCACCACAAUAUGCACCUUUAAAUGUGAAACAGUCAUUUUAUCAUUUUACUGGCAGAUGUUGAAAUCCUAAUUUACUUUAGCUAUCUUCCCAAUUUCCAGUCAAACAUGAAGCGGAACAAAUUAGAAUUUAGGCUGUGGUUGCGGCCUAAAAGGCAGUCAUGGUACAUUAGGAGUGUUGUGUGGUAUUUUUUUGUGGUCUGCAGUUAACAGAUACAUUCAAAUUAUAAUGGAGGUAUCAGGUAUUCAGGCUGAGGGAUAAUUUUUUAGUUCAGACCUGAGGGCUAAAUUCAGCCUUCCAGGCCUCUCUUUAUGGCCCCUGGUAUUCUUCCUAGGCCAUAUUCUUCACCAACCCUGCUCUGCACCCCCCUAGGGUUUUUGCAUGGCUCGGAAAGUGUCCUUGAAUAGAGAAAAUAUUGUUUGUUUGCCUGGAUAGAGAGAUGUGCAUCUGUAUGUAGAAGCCUUUGAGUUUUGUGUGGCUGGAAUGCAGCCUACUAUAUAAAGGCAAAGCUGUGUGCACAUUACCAUUUACUCUGGCACUGGUGCGCUUCCACCGCUGGUGUUUGAAGCCGUCCAUGUACAGAUGUUGGCCACAAUCGACAUCUAUCCUGUAGUUCAGGCAUAGGCAAACUCAGCCCUCCAGAUGUUUUUAGAUUACAAUUCCCAUCAUCCCUGACCACUGGUCCUGUUAGCUAGGCAUGAUGGGAGUUGUAGUCCCAAAACAUCUGGAGGGCCGAGUUUACCUAUGCCUACUGUAGUUUCUUGAGAAAUAUUGCUGUUGGAUGCAUUUCCCCUCAAACCAGCUUCUAUCUGAUUUGAAAACGUAAGCCACAUUCUCAACAAAUUGUAUUCAUUUGGUUAUAAUUUGUUUUAAAAUUAUGGAAAAUCAAUAAAAUAAUUUGGCAAAAAGAGAGAGAGAAAACGUAAGCCACAUUCACUUCACAGUUGAGCUGAGGUGAGUGCAUUUAAGACUUCCACUGCGCAUGCACAGAUGACAGCUUCAUGAAUAGGAGUUUGGGGUGGUGGUAGCUGCGGUCACAAGGGAAACAAAUAAAGUAAUGUUCUGUGGGUGAAGACAUGCCCGCUCCCUCUCUGGUGUGCAAAUGUGACUUAAAAUGCAGCAAGGGGGAAACGAUCUCACUGCUUUAUAAGCCUCUGAUUUGUACAUAGCCCAAGAGUCACAUCUACUUUUGCCUCUGGCCCUGCUCACCUUCCGUCCUCCAGAGGGUUCUGACCUCAGGCUGAAAAAGGUGUCCCACAUCUGGUUUAUUCUGUGCCCAGAUCCUCACACCUUAACACAUGCACACUUGUUGUUUCAGGGAUCUCAAGUGAUGGAUGGCACCCUGGUCCUGAGGCACAGACUUGCCCAGCACGAUGCUCUCUCUGAUUCCAGCACAGAAGACUCCUUGGAGGAGCUGGGUAGUCAGGAGUUGCUGCUCAGGGACUUGCCCUGCUCCAUGAAGGAGAAGCGCCUCCUCAGGUCUGGAGCAAGGUCACAUGGGAAAACAUAUUUAGUAUGUAAUUGAUUGUAAUUGUGCAGACUGGUUGCUAAAACCACGCAGUACUUGGCAAGAAAAGGCACACAAUUUUUGUUCCCCCUUCCCUUCCUUCCCACAACAGAGCUGGUUUGUUUCUACUUUAGAUAGAUUGCUUUAACCCAACCAAGUGGUGUAAAAACCUGUGGAUUUUUGGUGGCCAACUAUACAAAGGGAAGAGUCACAGUCAUUGUUCCACUCACAGUUGCCCUUGGCCCUGCAUACCAGCCCUGGGAUGCCACUGCACAGAAGAUUGCACAUACAGGAAUGUAGCCCCCCUGAACUGAAAAAGCUCCCCCAUCCCACUGUAGCAGGUUCUGAUAUGGCACAGAAGCAUCAAAGAAAUACAGGUAAUAAAAUAAAGGAUUAGUGGGGCUUGGCAGCGCAGAGGAACCUGCUGACUAAAAAUAGAAGAGUAUCAAAAGGGAGGCUUUGUCCCGGCGUGAGGCAGGUAAGUGCAGAUAUUCAACCGGAAGAUGGGGUGGGACGUGUGGUCCUCUCCUAACCUCAUCUCUCAAAGCUUCACUGAUUCAUAAGGCCCAUUCUAAACUCAACCCAUUCUCCCUUGCACAGGCAGCUGAGAGCAUCCACAGGGAGAGAUGUGUCCUGCUGGGUGGUCUGGAGACAGAGACAAUCCAGGGCCCAGAAGCAGUUUCAAGAAGGAAUCUGGAACCUUGUCAGGAUCUUCCAGCUCUGGAAGCCUCCCCUGGAUGAGAUUGGAGGUAACAGUAGGAAAUGGUUUUUCACCUUUAAAAGUUUGUCUACCCAAGGAAUGUCACUGGCGUAUCAGUUUGGUCCAGUGGCAGCAAACAAGGUGGGCUACUUCUAAAGGGAAAAUGGGUGGAAUCAGAGGCAGAUUUAGAUGAGCACAACUGGUUCAGCCACACUAGGUGCAGAACCUCAGGGGCAACGCAGGGGACACUGCAAUUAUGCUUUAGAAUGGAGUGCAAAAGGCUGGGGGUGCCAAAUUUUGGCAUUGCACAGGGCACCCCUGGUAUUUGAAACCCAGGGUCCACCCCUUGCAGGACGUCAGAUCAACAGCUGCACUUGAAGAAAAUAUAAAGUUCUCUCUGUGUUGAGAAGGGACUUGGUAUUAUAAAUGGCAGGGGCUGCUGGUUAUAUAUACUAAAUACAACAACUGAACUACUGAUAACCUAUCUCUAACUGGUGUGAGGCAAGGGAGACCUCUGCAGGCUGGUUGACCACAUGGUUUGUGGAGAACACAAAUAAAUCUUGCUUUCCUCUAGUGGAGGGUAACCACGGAGUUGUGGAUUUGUUGUGUACAUUAGGAAGGGGAGGCAGUUUGCAGUUCUUUCUCCUAAAGAAACUACCCACUUUGGUUAUUAUCCUCUUUGAUAUGUGUGAACAGUUUCAAAAUGCAAGAUAACCUCUGCUUGACUGGCACUGAAGUAGACACAGCAGGCGGAAUCCCCUGUCAGACCAGAUAGGAACCAGCCACAGUUAGCAAUACUACAUGUGAAUGAAGAAAGGGCUGUGGAUCUGGGACAGAAAUUAUUGUGUGUGUCACUUUCAUCCUCCCCAUCCCCUCUGAUGCCUGUCUGCUUGCCUUCCUGUGUUUCCCACUUUUGCUAUCCUCUUCAACAUACUGUACAGGGAACUUUGGUCCUGGCAUCCAGUCCUACUUUACCUUCCUGAGGUUCCUGCUCUUCAUCAACUUCCUGGCUGUGUUGCUGGCCACAGGCUUCAUACUGUUGCCUGUUAUCAUUUCUCAAAAUACGACGAUAUUUCCUACAGGUCUGAGUGCAGGUGAGUCUCUGCUGGUACUUCCAAGAGCAUUUGUGCUUUCCCCAACAUCCCAUCUGGAUUAGAUCCUGUACUGACAUCUAAGUGUCAGAGUGUCUAGUGCUAUAAAGCUACCCAGUCUUUUCCCCCAGAUCCUGAAUGCAUAAAGUACAGCAGUAACGUCAGUUAUCGAUCUGCCUGGCAACGAUUCCAAGAUAUCUUCACCGGGGAGGUGAGUCUGCUGGAAAUAGAGACUGGAGUUUACUGUGCUGGAGAGGAGAGGCUGAUGGAGGGGCAAAUGCUGCCUAAGCAAGUGGUUAUAGAUGGAGUGAAGAAGAAUGGACAAAAAUGGAGCAGUUGGGAAGACAAAUAUAGCUUGGAGUUGAGCAGGAAGGACAAUGUUGGAUUAAUGGGUGAUGGUUCUUAUCCAAACUUUGUACUCACUGCCUUCUAUGAUUCAGACUUAGAAAGUCCUUAGAAAAGUAUUAUGGCAGUGGACAGGAAGCAGUGGCCCUCCACUGUUGUUGGGCAGUGACUCCAAGAGGCCCAGCCAGCAUGGUCAAUCAGUGGUUAGAGGUAAGAGGAGUUGGAGUCCUGCAAACAUCUGAAGGACCCACAGGUCCCAUGCUCCUCUGUUAUGAGUUGGGUUAAUCUGCAAGCAUAAAGCUGGCUUGUAAUUUCCUCUUAUGUUCCAUCCUUAGGGCUCUCUGGAGUAUUCAUACCUGUUUUAUGGUGCUUAUCAUGUGACACAGGAUAGCAAGAACCACUACAAUGUACACUUAGCAUACCUGCUUAGCAUCCUGGGAUACUUCUUUGCCUGCCUCAUUUGGAUCCUCCGGCGGUAAGGGCCCUGAUGAUGGCUGAGACCCAGGCCUUUCUAGGCUUGACAGCAGGGGUUUGGAAAAGGGAGCAGGAGAGAAGCAAGGAAUUGCAGGGCAAGGGAGUGGAUUCAUGAAUAGGGAUUUACAUACACCAUGGCUUAUGUUGACCCACUUAAAAUGCUGACUCUUUCCUUGUAGUAAUUCAGUAGGUUGUUGUUGUUGUUUAGUUGUUUAGUCGUGUCCGACUCUUCGUGACCCCAUGGACCAGAGCACGCCAGGCACUCCUGUCUUCCACUGCCUCCCGCAGUUUGGUCAAACUCAUGCUGGUAGCUUCGAGAACACUGUCCAACCAUCUCGUCCUCUGUCGUCCCCUUCUCCUUGUGCCCUCCAUCUUUCCCAACAUCAGGGUCUUUUCCAGGGAGUCUUCUCUUCUCAUGAGGUGGCCAAAGUAUUGGAGCCUCAGCUUCACGAUCUGUCCUUCCAGUGAACACCCAGGGCUGAUUUCAUUCAGAAAUGAAUUCAGUAGGUUAUAUACUCCCAUAUCUCACAUACAGUCAGAAUAAUAUUUCUCUAACCCAAGGAUGGGGAGCCUGUGGUCCUCCAAGUGUUACUGAACUUCAUUGUCCCCAUUGGAAGCUGUAAUUCAGCAACAUCUGGAGGGUUGCAAGUUCCCCAACUUCUGCUCUAACCUAUUCCUGGCAUGUUCAAAUUCCCUGGGAAUGGAAAUUAUACACUUUCUGUUGGGAGCAUAUCCCCGUGCCCAAUUGGGCAAAAAUCUAUUCUUCUUCCUUCUUCACUCCCUACCUUUUCUCCAAUAAGUCUAGCAUUUAUUCAUGUUACAACAACAUUCUGUGUGUUGAGAUCCUGCCAUAGUACAUCAGCUCAGUCUUCUUGAGACUCUGCAUCCCUAACUCAUUCCCAUCGAAUUUUCCUACUGUUCCCAGAAAACAUUCCUACUCUGAAGCAUCACUAGGUAAUCCUCCUCCAGUGGACCAAGCUAAUGUUCCUAAACUGUUGCAUCUUUUCUGCCUUCAUCACCCCCUGCAACUGUUUUGCACACUUUCACAUCAUACCAUAUAUCCCUGUGCAGACUUGCAAUCUCCUUCUUUCUAGAAACUGGGUAUUACUCCCAUGUUGAUUCACAUAUCUUGGGCUGGACCCGCUGCAGUGACACAGUGGAACUUCUUAUGCAACACACUGAGUUCUAUAUACUGCUCAGGGCAAAGGAAUUAAUUUGCUAGGAGAAAAGUCUUGCUUGCCUGUGACAAUCUUCACUCCUAUUCCAAUAUUCAGGAUUGUAGCCAGCAUGGCCCGGUGGCAGAUGCUGCGGUGGGAAUUCAAACCAUGUGUCAGUGCCAGGAUCUUCACAGAGUGGGAUUUCUGCAUCCAAAGCCCAGAGGCAGCCACCCUCAAACAGAGGAAUAUUUACAAUCACCUAAAGGUACAUGAAAAUUGCCUAUAGGGUUUCAUGAUAAUUUGCUCAUGUCCUCAAAAGUCCCACCGCUUUCACUACAUCAUCCUUUCAAGUAUGUAUACACAUCCAUUCAUUUAAAAAAUAUUUUUGGACGAAACCUCAGCCAUUGCCUAAAUUUGGCUGAACUGAAAAAGCAAACAAACCAGGGUUGAAUCCAAUGUUGCACAAGCGGCGUUCUGCUUGCAUAAUGAGGCUUCCUUUUCUUGUCCUCCCACUGUGUACCCCCCCCCCCCAAAUCUGCUCUGGAAGGUCUCCCAACCCUCUGGAGCUGAUUUUGAGGGGAGAGGAAGUUCUGUUGCAUGCAUAGAAGUCUAUUGCACAAGUGGAGCUACAGAAUUUGAUACAAGCGCCAUUAUUUUCUUUUCUUCAGGCCCUGUGUCACUUCCUUGCUUAUUUCACUUGCAAGUCAGGCAGCAGCAGUUAACAAUACCUGUCUUGGGUGAAAGCAAAGAGAACAAGCAUUGUAGGUGUUAUGUAUUGAAGUUCUCAACCUGGCCACCAGGGGUAUUGUGUACAGUACAGUGGUACCUCAGGUUACAUACGCUUCAGGUUACAGUCUCCGCUAACCCAGAAAUAGUACCUCGGGUUAAGAACUUUGCUUCAGGAUGAGCACAGAAAUCGUGCUCCGGCGGCAGCGGGAGGCCCCAUUAGCUAAAGUGGUGCUUCAGGUUAAGAUCAGUUUCAGGUUAAGAACGGACCUCCGGGAUGAAUUAAGUACUUAACCCGAGGUAACACUGUAUAUAGUUUUCACUCAGGUCCACGUCAGUUAAUUUAGGCGGGAAACCUUGGGCUGUUAUUGUUACAAUGUUGACAGCCGGCUGCCUAUAAAAGCAGGCUGGCUGAGCUUUUUCAGUUCAGUUCCAGCUUACUAUAAAGAACUACUUGGAGACAUCUCUGUGUCGUCUGAUAUGUCCACCCACUAUUUAAUAGUAGGGGCAACAAGCAAAGGGAAACAGGAAUCAUACCCUUUAAUUCCUGUUCCCACCUCAAAGGACAUUUCCCAAGGCAACAAGGGAUUGCUUUGCUUUGUUUCAGUCAUUCUUUCUAGCCUCAGAUUAUUAUGUCUCUUCUGUACUCAAGGUGUUAUGGCUUUCCUGGGCCGUGCAUGCCUACUAGAUUGGCUGGGUCUUCCCUCUCCUUUGCAUGCUGAAGCCUGGAAGCAAACCUCUCCUCUGCAUGCUCAACUGCACAAAUAGCAAGUGACCAACUUGGUUUCUCUUCACAGAUAGACCUAGCGGAGCAGAUCCGGCAUCUGCAGAACCAACAGCGCACACGGAAGCAGCUUGUUAAGCUCUACCUGCUACGCCUGCUGAUCAAUGGUGUCAUCUUGCUGCUGACAGGGGCUGCUUUCUACUGUAUCUACGCAGCCACUGAGUUUUCCCAGGGGCACAGUCAAGUAGGACAACCCUUCAUCCCUUGCCAGGGUUAGAAUGGGGCUGUGGGUGGCUGUACCUCAAUCCAGAACUCAGCUGUGUGCUCUUGGAGAACGGCUGCUGCAGCUGGACCAGGAAUCUGGGCUAGGCUAGGCUUAGGGAUUAAGCCUGACAUGCAGUAAACAGAAGGUACUGCUCUGAAAAUUCAGUAAGUUUGGUGGUCCUGACUUUUUGCACUGUGUUUUGGUACUGAGUGGUCAGGAAAUAUUCCUCUGUGUUUUGAUUCUAGGCACAAAUGUGCCUCCCCAUAACAAAUCCAUCUCUGUACUCCCAGAAAAAUGCUGCCAGCCUUGAUGUACUGAGCCAGUACCUGCCACCAGUGGUCAUCUCCAUAGUGAAUGUCAUCCUGCCUUUACUUUUUCAUGUCUUGACCCAGUUGGAAGGCUAUUCUCCUAAUACUGAAGUCAACCUCACCCUAGUCAGGUAGGUGUUUUCAUCUUGGUGGGGAACCUGGGGCAGAUAUAUUUCCUGUGGUAUAAGGAGUUUGCAGGCCUUAAAUUACUUUGAGCAGCAAGCAGAGUUUUUUAUGCUUUGUUUUAGUUUUGCUAUUCUCUCUUUCUAAGUUGGGAAGCACUAGUUGCUCCAGUCGGUCAUCAAGCCCAAUAUCCUUUAUUGUAAAUAUGGCAGUGAAAGUAUGAGGGAAGAAGCAGAACAAUCAAGAAGGGAUUGAUACCCCUUACAAUGGCACAAUGAUUCAAGGGGGCAAACGGGAAUGCAGUAAAAUCAAUACUUCCCGAGACAGGCGGAUGCCGACAGCAACAAUAUAUACUUUUAAAAUGUGUAUUUUAUCGAUUCCCAUUGACAAAUAGUAAACACAAAGAAAACUUGAGGAAUGCAGUUCAAAAAAGAUUAUUAUAUUUUCAGGGGAAAUGCUGUCAUGUAAUGUAUGUGUUUAUGAACAUCAUCAAUGCAUUUCUAAUAUACCUUAGUUCUUUUACUGUCAAAAUUCCCCACUCCUUUGUCUUCCUAAAAUAAUAGGAUAGUGGUCGACUAAAUUGUGCUCAGAGUGAACCCUUUGAAAUAAAUGGCUCAUUUAUUUAAAUAGAUAUACACUGAGUAAAACUUUUUUUUUUAUAAGAUAUUUAUUAGGUUUUUUGAAAUAUUACAGUAAAGAUGAAAAAGAAAAGAGAAAAAUACAAAAUAAAAACAGUUAAAAACACACAUAUUUCCAGUUACUUAUUUUCCUUUAGCUUGUUUCCCGGACCUCCUCGUACCUCCCUUUUUUGUAUUCCACUUCAAUUUAUUGGUUCAGCAAAUCCUUACCAUUAGAUUUUAACCCAUUUAUAACCAUUUUUCAUAUUCUCUUAAAGCAUUACAGCUAGAAACCACUUAAUUACUAUCCAACAUCAUUCUAUCAUUCAUUAAUUUUACAAUAUUUCUGUAAAUAGUCUUUAAAUUUCUUCCAAUCUUCUUCCACCGACUCUUCUCCCUGGUCUCGGAUUCUGCCAGUCAUUUCUGCCAAUUCCAUAUAGUCCAUCACCUUCAUCUGCCAUUCUUCCAAAGUGGGUAGAUCUUGUGUCUUCCAAUACUUUGCAAUAAGUAUUCUUGCUGCUGUUGUAGCAUACAUAAAAAAAAGUUCUGUCCUUCUUUGACACCAAUUGGCCGACAAUGCCCAGAAGAAAGGCCUCUGGUUUCUUCAAGAAGGUAUAUUUAAAUACCUUUUUCAGUUCAUUAUAUAUCAUUUCCCAGAAAGCCUUAAUCCUUGGGCACGUCCACCAAAGGUGAAAGAAUGUACCUUCAGUUUCUUUACAUUUCCAGCAUUUAUUAUCGGGCAAAUGAUAGAUUUUUGCAAGCUUGACUGGGGUCAUGUACCACCUGUAUAUCAUUUUCAUAAUAGUCUCUCUUAAGGCAUUACAUGCCGUAAACUUCAUACCUGUGGUCCAUAACUGUUCCCAGUCAGCAAACAUAAUAUUAUGUCCAACAUCUUGUGCCCAUUUAGUCAUCGCAGAUUUCACCGUUUCAUCCUAAGUAUUCCAUUUCAACAGCAAGUUAUACAUUCUUGACAAAUUUUUAGUUUUGGGUUCUAACAGUUCUGUUUCUAAUUUUGAUUUUUCCACCUGGAAGCCAAUUUUCUUACACUGAGUAAAACUUAGUUGAAUGCCACCCAUAAUAAUUAUGAUUAUAAUGCCAUAACCCAAAGAACAACCAAAUAUCUACAGAUUUAAGAUAUGCAAUGCAGCAGCUGUUCUAAAAAUAUAUUGUGGAAUGUUAAAAAGAUCCAGAUCUUUCAGAAGUUUUGAAGUGCAAAGUGCAUCAGGACCAAACAACUCCCCACUUUAGGGACAGAUGUGUGGGGGAGUGUGUGGUAAGAUGGAUAUUUGGAUCCAUUCAUGGUCAGGUGGUAAUCUGAAGCACUGGCUUAUAUGGUAGGAUUAGUGGGGUGGAAACCAAGUGUAAGGUGCAGGCCCAAUCUCUCUUGUGGUCUCUUGCAGGUGUGUAAUCCUGAAACUGUCCAGCCUGGGAAUGUUCAUGUUCUUCUUGGGACGCAGAGUGCUAUGCAUAGGGAGCGGCAGUGCUCCUCAGUGCCACCAGUGCGGUUACAACAAACUCUAUCAGGUGACAUGGAUGGGAUAUUUCAGCUGGACUUUUCCUGUUUAGAGCAAAUGUGGCCCAGACAUAAUGUGUUCGGGUAUUAAGUUUUCUAAAGCAAGGUAUGAUUAGCCUCCAAGGCAAAGAACUAGUUAGCCUUGACUUGCGGCAGUGACAAAAGUAUACUUCACCUUUAAGCACCCAGCUGCGUAACUUGGUUUUCAAUUUCUAGAAUGGCUCUUCGGCUGUCUAGACAUCUUUGAGUAUUCCUUUUCCUGGUAUUUCUUUUGUCUGCGUGUCAAUGUAUCAUUUUUCACUUAUUUUGUAGAUUCCCACUCCCACCCCCACCCCCCGCCAACGCACACCUUGUUUGAUCCCAAUUCCAGCAAUGAGGAAAGCUUGGUUGAUCAUUAGCAAUUAAAGUCCGCCAGUUUUGGGGGUUAUUAAUGUGUUAGAAAUUUGCAACUUUUACAACAAUUCUCCAUACAUUCUAUUACCUAUAUAACGUUGUAUUGUGCAUGCUUAAUGUGAACUUAGCUUUUUCUUUUUCUUUUUUGCACUUAACACCAUAUACUUACGAUAUACUAUGGUUAUAAUAAUGUGCCUGACAUGUCUAGGAUUCCUUUCCCCCCUUCUCUUUCUUUUUUCCUUCCAUAUACUCAUCAUAAGACAUUAUCUCUCUCCUGAUUGUGCAUGCAGUGCUGGGAAACCCACAUUGGACAAGAGAUGUACAAGAUGACCCUCUUCAGUUUCUUGACCACCUUGGGAUCUGCUUUCCUUAUCAGCCUGCCCCGGAGGUGAGGCAAGAGAUCAUAACUAAUACUAGUGCCCCUACUCUCCUAGUUUCCUUGAUUCUUGGCCUAACCUAGGACUUUUCCAUACUUACCUUUUGCCCACUCUUUCCAGGCACAGGUCUGCACUCUAAAGCUCUGUGUCUGAGCACACCUUUUUUGUUCCAGAGCUUUCCCUGUGAAAUCUUUAAAGCUGUAUCGGAGCAAAUGGCUUUCCAUGGAUUGUCGUGUGCUCCAACUGAGCUUUAAAGAGUGGGUUUUCCUGGGAAAGCUUGAACAAAAAAAGGGGGUGCUUGGAUGCAGAGCUUUAAAGUGCAGACAGUCCCUGGAAAGCGUGGAGGGAAUUUAAGUGUGGUUAAGCCCUCAUUCAGCCUUUUCUUUCCACAAAUGGACAGACCACUCCUUCCUUGGGAAAGUAUUAUGUAUGGCAGGGAUAGCCAACAUUGUUAGACCAUAACUCUCAUUGUCGCUGACCACCGGCUAGAUUGGCUGGAGGUGAUAGGAACUGGAGCCAAAAAACACACAUACCCCAAAGGCACCACAUUGACUACCCCUGAUCUACAGGUAUUUUUAUCUCAUCUUCCUGCCUCCCAGUAGUGAUGCCAGGUGGUCCAGUUGCAGGGUAGCUGUCAUUGGGCAGAUGCAUGCUCUGCAUCCAAAGCAUAUUCAACACACAUGACCUCCCCCAAAGAAUCCUGGGAACUGUACUUUGUUAAGGAUGCUGGAAAUGGUAGCUAUGUGAGGGGGAAGCUUCACUUCUUUGGGCGAAGUCAUAUGCUUUAAAUGUGCGGAUUCGCCCAUUGUAUCAUUGUUGACUGCAGGGUGCUUUUAGUAAGGGAGAAUAAGCAUAUGUGCUCCCUAUGCAAAAGAGGCAGAAUUCAGUAGCAUGAUACCCAGCUGCAGUUAUUGGAAGAGGUUAUGCCCGCGGCCUCUGAAUUAAUUCUCUUUCUCUCUCUCUCUCUCUCUCAGACUGAUUGCUAAGCAUUCCUCCUGUGGACUGGCUCAGUGGCUUGGCAAAGAAGAGUUCCUGGUGCCUCACAAUGUACUGGAUAUUGUAGCAGCUCAAACAGUCAUAUGGAUCGGGAUUUUCUUCUGCCCACUUCUGCCUUUGCUUGCCUGUGUCUUUGUCUUCUUCACAUUCUAUAUAAAAAAGGUCAGUGGCAUGCUGUCAUUGGACCUGGGGGGACUAGGCUAGUCCCCUGGUGCCUCAUUCCCAAAGCCUGGGAAGCUUCUGCCCGGCUUAGAGAAGGAGGCGCGAUGUUCAUGGGCGUGACAUCAGCCCCACCCCCAAUCACCCUUGCAAGCUGGUGUCUCUCGCCCUAACUGUUCCCCUAUGAAAAAAUUCACUGCACGCUAUUGAAAAAGGUAAAGGUUGUGUAUACAUGUAUGUGUGGGUGUUUGAGAGUACACACAAAGAGUACCUAUCAUGCCCAUCAUGAUGUGGGUUGUGGAUCCGGCCCUAUUUUGAGCCCCUCAUCCUCUUGGCUUGUACUGUGCCAGGGAAGAUUGCCAUGAUCCUGGCUAAGGGACUGUGGAGGAGUUUGGGAGUUACAAACUCUCAAACCAGAGAAAUUGCUGGUAGCAACAAGCAACCCACACAGGAAGAGGCGGAGGGUAAGGAACUUGCUUUUCUGAACUCACCUCUCUUGGAGGCAGUCCCACCCAGACUCAGACCUUCACUUUGGUGGUUACUGACCUCAUCCUGCCCACAGCUGUUGCUAGCAUGUAUGCAUUUGAAGCCAUUGAACCUGGCAGGUUGGGUGCAACCUGGCCCUAGGUACUGUGAACACCUGGGCUGCAUAUAAAUCAUAAUUUAAAGCACUCCCACAAAAAAGUAAUCAUGCUGCAUAUAAAUCAUAAUUUAAAGCACCCCCACAAAAAAGUAAUCAUGGUCACUGUCAUUUCUUAAGUGUGCUGGGAAUUGUAGUUGUGUGAGGGGUAAACUGCAGUUCCCAUGAUUCUUCAGGGGGUGUUUCAAUAUACCAUAUUUUUUGCUCUAUAGGACACACUUUUUCCCCUUCAAAAAUGAAGGGGAAAUGUGUGUGCAUCCUAUGGAGCGAAGACGCCAUAGCCCCGCGACCCUCUCCCGGCUGGAGAGGUGACGCACGGCUAUGGCAGGAGCCUCUAUAGCCGCGUGUCACCUCCCCAGCCGGGAGAGCGCGCGCGGGGCUAAAGAAGCCAUAGCCCCGCAACCCUCUCCCGGCUGGAGAGGUGACGCGCGACUAUGGCAGGAGCCUCUCCGCUGCGCCUUUCCGCUGCUCCCUGACCUGCUCUUUGGGGCUGGUGGUGGGCUUCCCCCCGCCAGCCCCAAAGAGCAGUUCGAAGGAACCUGAAGCCUGGAGAGCGAGAGGGGUCGGUGUGCACUGACCCCUCUCGCUCUCCAGGCUUCCAAGGUAGCCGCCUGAACGCACCUUAAACGGUACCUUGUUUUAGAGCGGGAAAACAAGAGGGGGAAAGUUCUCCCCCUCUCUGCGCAGCGCCUCCUGCCGCUUCGCUGAAGGAGCGCUGGGCAGAGAGGUGGAGAAUUUUUUUUUCUUGUUCUCCCCCCUCUAAAACAAAGUGCGUCCUAUUGUCCGGUGCGUCCUAUGGUGCGAAAAAUACGGUAUGUUUGCAGCUCUGAUGUGAAGGCUUUAGCAAUAUAUUUGAAAGUGGUAUUGGAGCUGUUCGCCUUUGGGGACAAGGAGACACAUAUUUCGGGGGGACUGAAGUUGCUGGCUGAAUCCCAGGAAGUAUGGUAUAAAACCACCUGCUUCCUAAUGAAGGCCCUUCACUCUCUCUCUCCCAACCCCACCCCACCCCACCCCAAGGCAGUCAUCCUUCUGCAAAGUCUCGUGGGUUUUAUAUCUCUGGGAAUGUGUGAGGGUUCAGGAGGCAUGCUCACUCUGUCUCUUUUUCUCACCCACAGUACACCUUGUUUCAGAACUGCCAGCCUUCAACUCAGCUGUUUCGAGCAUCCCGUUCUAAAUUCCUCUUCCAGAUCAUGCUACUCUUAGGCCUUUUCCAGGCCUACGUCCCCCUGGGCUAUGUCAUCAGUAGGUGAGUUUAGAGGUGGGGAGCUAAAGGGUUGAGCAUCUUAAGAGCACAGGGGUUGAUGAAGUCUAUAUUCUGACAGUCAUUCUUUUUUCCUCCCAGGGUCUCUCCAUCCCAAGCUUGUGGGCUCUUUACUAAUUAUUCAGCUCCAUGGGAGGCAGUACCUAAGGCUUUGUCCCAUUUACCCAUGUCAACACAACGUACCUUGAGCUAUGUGACAUCCAAUGUCUUUUGUUUCUUACUUCUGAUGAUACUCAGGUGCGUACUUUGGGGGGGGGACAUGGAUGGGGGAAUACCAAAGGAGGGAGGGCUGGCCAUAUGUUGUUGAAUUAUUUGCAAGGCAAGCAACCUCCUUGUUUCUUGGCCUGGACCCUGUUAGAAAAGUGGUGUGUUACCGUCACUGGCCUUACCAGCCACAGAACAGCCUCCAUGGCUCCUUUCAAGCUAAAUCUGACUGUCUGCCUGACCACUCAGGGCCACUUGAGCAAGAGACCUGUCCUCUAUAAACACUACUUCUUAUCUUCUACUGCUUCACCCCAAAAGGAAGGUGGCUCAAGCACACCUCAGUGUUGGGUUAUGAUCACAGUGUGUAAUUUCAAUGGAAACUUUGCCACUAAUGAAAAAGGAGUGUAGCUCUCUCGCCCCACCCCCUUUUUUAGUUAAUGAAAGUCCCAUAGUUCUGGCAAAUGAAGAGUCACAUUUGAAAAAAUUACUGUACCAAUAUUUUAGGAAAUGUCAAGAGUCCUGGCAGGCCUCUGUGUAACUACACAUGAUAGUGUAGCUGUGUAUCCAUUGAGUGGUCCGGAAGCAGGUGCUGCAGCUGAACUAAGCAGGUGUGGAGCUGGUCAAUCCCUUGUAUGGGAGACCAUUAUAAGAGUCAAGUGAUAAGGAUGGAAUUUUUUAAUAGCAUCAGCAUCAGACAUUUCCUAGCACACCUGAUCAACACUUUGAUGCCUUGAUGUUAUUAGCAGGAAAAAGAGGCUCCUGGUGAGUGACCCAACUACAAAUGCUCUAAAACAGAUUGCUAUUUCUCAGUUUAACCUUGAUUAAAUUUAACCUAGCAGAUGGUGUUGAACUCACCCAGCCUUUUGCAGGUGGCAUCCUGUUUCCUUGUCUGGCCUGGUGUGUAAGUGGGAACCAAUAUUCCACAAACUAUUGGUGUGAUGGCCUCUCUUUUUCUUCCAUAGCCUCAUCCUUACAGUGUACGUUUCUCAGGUGCAAGCAAACAGACACAUCAUUGAAAGGCUCAAGAGGCAACGUGUGCAGGUAAAGUGGUCCUGCAAUGUUACAGAAGGAUGCCAGAUGGCGUGCAAUAACCAUGCACCUCUGGUAACCUGUGACUGUGUGAUGAUCUGUUCUCUGGCCCAUGUAAUGUUAGGUUAUGUAACCUGUUUCUCUUUUUGCUCCUCUGUCCAGUGUGUCAAGGAGAAAUGGUGUUUGGUGAGGAAGCUGGCUCAGCGGCUGGUGAAACAACUGUGAGUUCAGUUGCGGGGGGGAAAGGCCUCCCAGAGGAUGAAAACUUCUGGUGGCAGGGCAACAGGCAGGAAAAAAUGGUCUUGCUCCUGAGGAAAGCAAAGACCACAGAAUGGUCAAAGCAUAUCUGGAUUAAAGAAGCAAGAGAAGCCCCCGAGUGUGAUUUGAACAUUAUAUUCUGGAAGACCUCAUUUUCCUGUGAACACAAGUUGGCUCAUAGAACUACCCUAUCAUACCCUUUAUCUUUUAGAUAGGUACAAUACCCACUUUUUCACUGUGCAUAUAGGUCCCUGGGAUGUAUGUUUGGUACCUAAUAUCAUCUCUUCCCUGUGAGUUGCUGUACCUUAUUUGGCCAACUUCAUGUUAGAACAAGUUCCUGCCGGCCUGAAAAUGUUUUGGGUAAAGAACAAGGUGUAUGGCAAGAAUAUAUACAUCCUUAUCAUGCCAAGGUAAAGGUACCCCUGACCAUUAGGUCCAGUAGCAGACGACUCUGGGGUUGCAGCACUCAUCUCGCUUUACUGGUCAAGGGAGACGGUGUUUGUCCACAGACAGCUUCCGGGUCAUGUGGCCAGCAUGACCAAGCCACUUCUGGUGAACCAGAGCAAUGCACGGAAACGCUGUUUACCUUCCUGCCGGAGUGGUACCUAUUUAUCUACUUGCACAUGACGUGCUUUUGAACUGCUAGGUUGGCAGGAGCUGGGACCGAGCAACGGGAGCUCACCCCGUCGCGGGGAUUUGAACCUUCUGAUCAGCAAGCCCUAGGCUCUGUGGUGUAGACCACAGCGCCACCCACGUCCAAAGUAAUUCUAAUUCAACAAAAAAAUUAAACUGAGUAUGUCACCAGUCCUCACUGAGGUGGAUUGCUUACUAACUAGAUCAUGAUCUUUUGGUAUUGCAAAAUAAAACAAAUGCUUUGUCUAAUAAAUGUCAAGAGGGCAUGGGUAUAUGAGUCGUGUGUUGUACACAAUGUGGAUCAGAUUGACAAUCACAUGAAGAGUUCUGCAUAACUUGGAAGCAUGCAUAGUCCUAAACCAACAUACCUCAAUCUGUCAAAACAGUGGUUUUCAACCAGUGUGCCCUGGGGUGCCUUGAAUGAUGGUCAGGGGUGCCAUGGGCAACACUGCCCCUCUUUCCUUCACUCCCUCCUCUGAUGCCCUCUCACAUUGUGGCUGUUGGUUGCAGUAGGCCUGGCUACAAGCUCCCCAGGGGAUUGGUGCCUCUGGGGCUGACCAGGGGGUGCUUCCCAGGCUCCUGUAGGGCAGUGUGAGGAGGCAUCUCUCUUUAGGACAGGGGAGGCAGCUCAGAGACUGGGGUGGCAGCUGCGGCUUCCAGGAGGACUCCCAAGGAGAGGGGUGAAGAGAGGAGGCUGAGGAAACACUCCAGAAGGGGUGGUGUUUGGAAAGGGGUGAGGGGCUGCCAGCUCUGCAGGAAAGGGGGACAUAACUGGACAUCUGAGCCCCACAGGGGUGCUGCAGAAAGAACGUAGGAAGCCAUGGACCCAAAAAGGUUGAAAACCUGUGUGUUAAAACAUACACUCCCACCAUGUUGCACCUCUCUGUGUCAGAGACAAACUUGGAAACUGCAGUCCAAACCUUUCAUACCUUCCCCUGUGUUUCGUAUCUAUUAGCAACACUCUCCCCACUUAAGACUGUAAACGGCAGAUAUCUUCAUACUAAGUGUACGCACAGUCUUGCCUCUGGCUAGAUGUGAAUUCAUGCUGUUGUCUAAGAUUCAAGCCUCGUGUUCUUUUCUUGCUGCAUGUUGUGUGCAACGCCGGGUUCCUGCAAGUUCGUCCAGUAACUACAGAAUGUAAUGCAUUGUUUAUAAUGUGGCACUCUAAGACUCUCUGAACAGAUAUCUGACAUGUUCUUUACAAAGAAACAGAACAGUAUGGGCAAUGUCUGGAGAGGGCUUAGUUAGGCACAGAUUCCAGCAGUUAGAGGGAUUGGGUGUUCUAUACAGCUAAACCAUUUGUUGCACCUCUCUCUUAAGAACUCUUAUACAAUGUCUUUCCCUCUGCUUUUUAAAUUCACAUUUGCAGUGCUUAUAGUUUGCCCUGCAACAAACUACUAGGCGGUAACCACAUGUGCUCUCAGACCAUUUCAAGAACCAGGGCUUUAAAUGGUUUUGCCUCCAGAGAAGCCAGCCCAGUGAACUCAGAGAUGUCCUAGGGGAAUGUACUAGCAAAAACGACUUAGAGGCACUAAGUUACAUCUUACAAAGAAAAUUAAAUCAGCCUUUCAGGAAACAGCUGCAGAGGAUGUAGGCUAAGGUUUUUUCACCUGACAGCUGACCGUAUCCUUAUGGGUGUCUUUCAACUGUUAAGAGGUGUGAAGGAGAAUUGGGUAUAUAAACUAAGAGAACAACCCAUAAUCCUCUUUUCCACCACAGGAAAUUAUAUGGGGGACAGCCUCACUUGGUGCAGUGUUCUACCAAUAUAGUGCCCCGUUACCUCUGA